AUGUAUGUUCUCCAACUCUGCUCUUGCAUCAUUGGUCCAGUCAGUGCUUCCACAGCAGCCAAUCAUCAUCCAUCAGAAACAAUCAUUGGUCCAGUCAGUGCUUCCACAGCACCCAAUCAUCAUCCAUCAGAAACAAUCAUUGGUCCAGUCAGUGCUUACACAGCAGCCAAUCAUCAUCCAUCAGAAACAAUCAUUGGUCCAGUCAGAACUUCCACAGCCGCCAAUCAUCAUCCAUCAGAAACAAUCAUUGGUCCAGUCAGAAUUUCCACAGCACCCAAUCAUCAUCCAUCAGAAACAAUCAUUGGUCCAGUCAGAACUUCCACAGCAGCCAAUCAUCAUCCAUCAGAAACAAUCAUUGGUCCAGUCAGUCCUUACACAGCAGCCAAUCAUCAUCCAUCAGAAACAAUCAUUGGUCCAGUCAGUCCUUACACAGCAGCCAAUCAUCAUCCACCAGAAACAAUCAUUGGUCCAGUCAGAACUUCCACAGCACCCAAUCAUCAUCCACCAGAAACAAUCAUUGGUCCAGUCAGAACUUCCACAGCAGCCAAUCAUCAUCCACCAGAAACAGUCAUUGGUCCAGUAUCAUCAAGGUCUCUGAGUGUUACAGGUAUCAUCAAGGGCUCUGAGUGUUACAGGUAUGAUCCAAGGUAUGAUCAAGGACUGAGUGUUACAGGUAUGAUCAAGGACUCUGGUGUUACAGGUAUGAUCAAGGACUCUGAGUGUUACGGGUAUGAUCAAGGACUCUGA
Homarus americanus (American lobster) is the source of this 747-nucleotide messenger RNA. RefSeq names its product rho family-interacting cell polarization regulator 1-like. Lineage: Eukaryota; Metazoa; Arthropoda; Malacostraca; Decapoda; Nephropidae. The coding region runs from base 1 to 747 and encodes 248 amino acids. The record is from RefSeq and is a predicted model, not a curated record. The transcript has 5 exons.